UUGAGUGAUUAUGUCCCAUUAAGGGAGGGCGUUCAAAAGAUCGGAACACUUGUACCUUUGUGUAGACUGUAGAGUGCUGCCACACCUUUCCAUGAGAGAUAUAUAAUGCUUUCAGCAGCGCAAGUAUUGCUAUAAUAGUCCUUGUUUAGUUAGUGUUUGAUGUUGAACUUCUAAGAAAAAAAAAAAAAACAUGCUGAAGGCUAAAGAUUUCCACGUGUCAGACACGCUUGGAUUCGUUUUGGAGGAGCCGCUGAGUACACCUGUUUAAGUCGCAUAAUGAUGAAUCCUAGUAUCUUCUGCCACUGAUAAUAGGCAAGGCACUGAUGGUCUUCUUGCUGUUUCGAUUACAGAGUGCAGACUGAAACUAAGCCAUGUCACAGUUUGGGAAUUUCUGCCAGAAUACUUUUCAUCAUGGAAUCUACUGGCCAAAAAUAUGCCGAGCCUUGUCCAAGGCAACAGGAUGAGACAUGAGGUUGAUAAGAUGCCUUUGUUGGACCACCAGCAUUUACAAGGGCACAGGCAGAAGCGACUCGCCCAUUUACAACUUACAAUCAUUGCAUCAGGAUAUGUAUGGCAACAUGGUGACAAAGAUGCUAGCAAGUCCAUCCCAAAAAGCAUUGCAGUGCCUUUAUACUACUUGUCUGAAGAACUGGGUCUGCCACCAAUCGUAUGUCAUCCAAGCUUAGCAUUAGCUAACUGGGCUCCACUUUUCCCAGACAGACCCUUAUGUUUGGAAAAUCUUCGCUGUCUCUACACGUUACCAGGUGGAGCAGAGGCUGAAUGGUUCUUCCUGACUACAGUCAUGGUAGAGCUAACUUUUGGCAAGUGUAUUCAGUCCAUCUUGUCUGUAGUGACUAGCACUAAAGAGGAGAAUGAAGGCCAAGCUAUCCAGGGUUUAAGCCAUAUAGCUGAUGUGGUGAAGCAAAUGGAGGAAGUCUUGUCACACAUGCAUGAUAAACUUACUUCUGGCACAUUCUUCAAUGUACUCAGACCUUACCUUGGUGGAUAUGGUGGAGAAAGCAGUCCUUUACCUGAAGGAGUAGUUUUUGAAGGCAUCUCUGACCAGCCAAUAAAGGCUUUUGGUGGAAGUGCAGCUCAGAGUGCCACUUUGCAAGUUCUGGAUGCUCUUUUAGGCAUACAGCAUACAGAUGGUGAGAAAAGCUUCUUAAUGACAAUGCGGACAUACAUGCCUCCCUCCCAUAGGCAGUUUGUGGAAGCUAUUGAAAAUAAAUCCCAUUCUGUGCGAAAAUUCGUUGAGUGCAGCAAUAACAGUGAUCUUCAUAAAGCCUACAACACUUGUCUUUCCGCUGUCGCCAGAUUCCGAAGCUACCAUAUCCAAAUUGUCACCAAGUACAUCAUUCAGGCCCGUGCCAACAAGACUACAGGGAAAAGGUUUGAGAGCCUGGACAACAAAGGAACAGGGGGCACAAACCUCAUGCCUUUCUUAAAGACCCUGAGACAAGACACAAUGGCGAAACUAGUUCCCAGUGACAAUACACAAAAUGGAAAGAGUGCUGAUAACUGAUUUCAUUUUGUGGUUUUCAUAUGCUAUGUAAAUUCUUAUGUCUAAGGAAAAUAGCUGUUACCUGAAAUAAUAAAUCCUAGGGCUAGAUGUGACGAUAAACUGCAUGUCACUCAAUAUUUUUUUAUUUGCAUUUAUCAUUGCUAUAUAGAUUAUCAGGUUUUUAAAAAAUAUUUCUUAUAUGUUGUUUUGAAAACUCUUGUGAUAAGUUUUCUCCCUCUACAAGAGCAUAAAGAUUUCAAAGACCUGUCAUAAAAAGCAUUUUAAAGUAAUUAAAGGCACAAGUUUUUACAAUGACAAGUUUUUUUAAGAUUCAUUAUGUUGUUUUGAUUACUCUUGUGAUAUGUUUUCCUAACUCUUCAAAUAAAUUUUACAGAAGACGUUUACUUGGGAUGGGUCUAUAAAAUGGUAACUUAUUUGAUCUGUUCAUAAUAAAAAUAGCAUUGAAACAAA
Pomacea canaliculata is the source of this 1975-nucleotide messenger RNA. RefSeq names its product myoglobin-like. Gene Ontology annotation, cellular component: cytoplasm. The record is from RefSeq and is a predicted model, not a curated record. Gene Ontology annotation, biological process: 'de novo' NAD+ biosynthetic process from L-tryptophan. Lineage: Eukaryota; Metazoa; Mollusca; Gastropoda; Architaenioglossa; Ampullariidae. The transcript has 15 exons. The coding region runs from base 434 to 1525 and encodes 363 amino acids. Gene Ontology annotation, molecular function: indoleamine 2,3-dioxygenase activity; heme binding; L-tryptophan 2,3-dioxygenase activity.